CAUCUUCCAGUGACCCAGCCGGAUGUCGAAGCUUAAAGCUGCAAUAUCGGAAAAUCCCCCAGUCCAGGUUUUCAGUCCAUUUAAAAUAUCGCUCAUAGCGACGUGGUUGGAGGAAGGAGCAUCGGCUUGAGGAAACUAACCUAAGGCAGAGUAUUGUCCCAGAGUAUUUAACGGCACAAACAAAAUGGCAUCGGGAUUUGCUGAUGAGAAAAAUGGAAAAAAAUGCGGAAGGUAGACAACAUCAUUUUUCAAACAUACAAAUUUACUCAAAGUAAACAAUUUAAAAGUACAUUUGGUUAUUGUACAUUUGGUUAUUGUGGUAACCUGUGGUAACCACCAUUUCACUGCACGUUAUACUGUGUAUGACUAUGUAUGUGACAAAUAAACCGAACUUGAACUUGAACCUUGGAACCGGGAACGACCAAGAGCACAACAUUUAGCUUCCUGUCCCCAUUUGUUAACAAUCCACAUUUGGACUCCAUGAAAGAAGAUAUUCUGUACCAUUUCAAUCUGAAUACCGGCACGCUUAAUUUUCCUGCAAAGUUCGGAGAUGUCAAAUUUGUGUGUGUUGGGGGUAGUCCAUGGAGGAUGAAGUCUUUCGCUGAGUACAUUGCUGGAGAGCUGGGUCUUGCAGUUCCAAACGCAGAGUACCCAAACAUCUGUGAGAGCACAGAUCGAUAUGCCAUGUACAAAGUAGGACCUGUCCUGUCUGUUAGUCAUGGCAUGGGCAUCCCCUCAAUUUCGAUAAUGUUACAUGAGCUCAUCAAGCUCCUCUACCAUGCACGCUGCACAGAUGUUACAAUAGUGCGCCUCGGAACCUCUGGUGGAAUAGGUUUACAUCCAGGCACAGUGGUGAUCACCAAGCAGCCAAUGGAUGCCACAUUCUUGCCCCGCUUCGAGCAAGUCAUCCUGGGCAAGUCAGUGGUGAGAAGCACCGAACUGGAUGGAGAUCUUGCAGAGGAGCUGCUACAGUGCGGCAAAGAUCUAGCAGAGUUCGACACGGUCAUUGCUAACACAAUGUGCACGCUGGACUUCUACGAAGGUCAAGCUCGUUUGGACGGGGCUUUCUGUUCUUACACCGAGGAGGACAAGCAAAACUACCUGGCCAAGGCCUAUGCAGCAGGAGUGCGCAACAUUGAGAUGGAGUCUUCUGUUUUUGCUGCCAUGUGCAAACUGAGUAACCUACGAGCGGCAGUGGUUUGUGUGACACUGCUGGACCGGCAGAAAGGAGACCAGCUCAGCAGUUCUCAUGAUGUCCUGCACAGCUACCAACAACGGCCACAGAUCCUAGUUGGACAUUACAUCAAAAAGAAGCUUAAUGCUUCCAAGAAAAGUUAGGCUUCAUAUUUAUGAAUGUGGAAUGUAUGUGAAGCCAAAACCUCAGUGUAAUUACAUUAUUUUGUAAUGUUUGAUUUAACCUCUGCAUUUGCCUCUGCAGCUAGUCUUAGUCAUGUACUGCUUAUGCACGCAUUUGAACAUAGUUAAAAUUUGGAAAUGGAAAGGAACAUUUUUUAAAUCUUGUUUUUAUACUGCUUAUUUGAAAUAACUUUAAAAAAAUAUAUUUUUAGAGGGAUGAAGGGUUUUGCUCACUGUUUUGCAUUUCGUCUGUCAAUGUGUCAGUGUUCCUAACAACUCUAUUAAGGUAUAAAGAUUUAAAACCACCUGUCUACAGUUCAUAACCCUCACUCUAACACAUCCAGAAACAAACAUUCUUUUGUUUCUUUUCAGUGUGGUCAAUGCAUGACUAUGCAGUGAACUGUUAACCAUGCUUGAGAGUUUGUUCUUAAGGAAAGGAGGAUAUUAAGGCUGCAUGGCUUUGUUUUUUGACUUCUAUUAGCGACCCUUGCAGGACCUGUUGGCAAGCUUUAACAUUCUUUAUGAAACUCUGCUGAUAACAUAGCUGUAAGCAGUGUUACAGUUCCAGUGUUACAGUUUGAACUUCAUUCAAACUUAGCUCCUGAGGGGGUCCACCCUCUUCAUUCAUUGCAAUACUCUUCAUGCAAACCUUUCACCAAAAGACA
This is a messenger RNA of Electrophorus electricus (electric eel), 2021 nucleotides long. RefSeq names its product uridine phosphorylase 1 (gene upp1). The record is from RefSeq and is a predicted model, not a curated record. Lineage: Eukaryota; Metazoa; Chordata; Actinopteri; Gymnotiformes; Gymnotidae. Gene Ontology annotation, cellular component: cytoplasm; cytosol. Gene Ontology annotation, molecular function: uridine phosphorylase activity. Gene Ontology annotation, biological process: nucleotide catabolic process; uridine catabolic process.